Molecule: messenger RNA, 711 nt
Organism: Thermothielavioides terrestris NRRL 8126
Lineage: Eukaryota; Fungi; Ascomycota; Sordariomycetes; Sordariales; Chaetomiaceae
Exons: 2
Coding region: 1-711 (236 amino acids)
Source: RefSeq, a predicted model, not a curated record
AUGUUCCGUCAAACCGCCCUACUAGCCCUUGCUCUGCUGCCCUUCUCGCUGGGCCAAGUGUCUGACGACUUCGAGAAGGGAUGGGAUCAGACGGCAUGGCCAAUCUACGCCCCCGACUGUAACCAGGGCGGGAAAGUGAGCCUCGACAGUUCGACGGCUCACAGUGGGAAGAACUCGAUCCGGGUCGACGGAGCCGGUGGCUACUGCGGACACGUAUUCUUCGGCACGACCAAGGUCCCUAGCGGCGAUCUCUACGUCCGGGUCUACGUUAAGGCCUCCAAGGCUCUUACCGAUUCUCACGUGUCCUUUAUCACGAUGCCGGACUCCGCGCAAGGCUCCAACAAGCACCUCCGCAUCGGCGGCCAAAGCAAGAUCCUGAUGUACAACCGCGAGUCGGACGACGCGACCCUCCCUGACCUUUCCCCGCAAGGCAUCGCCACAUCCACCGCUCUCCCUACUGGCAGCUGGCAAUGCUUCGAAUACCAUAUCGGCACCGACGGUACGGUCGAGACCUGGCUGAACGGCAACGCCAUCGCCGGUUUGACGUCCAAGCCGGGUGUAAGCAACCCCAAUGCGGCCCAGUGGCAGAGGAGCUCCAUCAAGCCCAAGCCGACGGCCGUUUACUUCGGUUGGGAAUCGUAUGGCGGGGACACCAACACGUUUUGGUACGACGACAUUGCCAUCAGCUCGACUCGGGUUGGAUGCACAUGA